Cylicostephanus goldi is the source of this 402-nucleotide messenger RNA. Lineage: Eukaryota; Metazoa; Nematoda; Chromadorea; Rhabditida; Strongylidae. The record is from the annotation of a GenBank genome assembly.
AUGACAAGAUUUUUCUAUUAUUUUGCAUAUGGAAGUAAUUUACUGAAAGAAAGGAUACGGGUUCAGAUAAAAGGCGCUGAAUACGAGUGCAAUGGAAUUUUGAAAGAUUACGUAGUAGACUUUGUAUCAAACGGAAUACGUUGGCACGGUGCUUUGGCAACGAUAAAAUACAAGCAAGGGUCUGAGGUUCAUGGAUGUGUUUGGAGAGUUCCGGAAGAUUUUGCUGAUGAAUUGGACCUGCAAGAGGCUCGUUAUCAUCGGCUGACGGUGCCGAUCCAUUGCCAAGACCGUGUCAUAGACUGUCGAACUUAUCAAUUUUCGGACGAGAACGCUCCUUCGGAAUUGCCUUCACCUCAUUACAAGACUGUUAUUCUAGCCGGCGCUGAAGAGCAUUCAUUGCCU